UUACAGUCAGUAGACAUGGAGGAUGGGAAGCCUGAUCUGCUGCUGGUCAAAGAGGAGACAGUAGAAGACGGACCAGAGAGCAUUGAUCUGCUGAGUGGACUAAAGAUGGGGGAGCAAGGUGGUUGGUUGGAGGAUGACAGAGGAGACUGGGCGGCCAUCUUGGAUUCCCAGACCCAGACAGGUGCAGCCAAGGGCCCGCGGGACAACAUAGUGGAGUCUGCGGUCCAUGAGGACCUGCUGAUAUCCAGUGUUGCUGGCGGGAGAGACUGGACCUCUGAAGCGGCGUGUCACAAAACCUGGCCCCUGAUCAGGAUCCUGGAUCAGGAGCCGUCGCUCUUCCUCCCCGAGUCAGAACCGGAACCGAACCGCGAGGGACAGAGACUCCACCACCACACAGAACACAACCAGUGGACAGGUGGACUGAACAACCUCAGUCCUGAUGGUCAUCAGAGAGACGGAGGCUCCAGUCAGGGAUCCAGUCUGCAGCCCAGACCCUUCUCUUCACAGUCUCAGUGCAGGGAUGAAGCAGGGCCUGGGGCUGAUAGAGAUAGACCCUCCUGUUCCUAUGAUAAAAACACCACAGUAUCCAUGAUGAACAGAGCAGGUCACCCUGGGCUUCAGUCUUCACAGAGAGUGGUGGGAGACCCCCCUGGUGGUAGUCUAUCAGCAAGUUUGUCUUCUCCUUCAGGGUCUUGUCUAAUGCCUAGUGACUGGGUUCAUAGAAAUCCUGGGCCUGGGUCUAGCCUUCCUCAGUUACCUCAUGGUUACCCCACCAAUACAGACCGGGUCAGGAUGGGCAUUCACCACGAGAAGUAUUUAGCCUAUAACAUAGCACACAAUCCCAGCAACACCCAAACAAUGGCAAGUGGUCAAGGAGGGAGCUCAAAAACUCCUGCUUCUACCUCCUCUGGUGUCAUUGGGUCACAACGUGGGAGGCCGAAUAUUAGGACUGACUGCGACAAGCCGUACAGCUGCGCCACAUGUGGGAAGCACUUUACUAGGGCAAACUAUUUGAAGGAGCAUCAGACCGUUCACACUAAGGAGAGGCCUUUCAAGUGCAAACUAUGUUACAAGAGCUUCCCCUUCCGGAGUAACCUCAUCAGACAUAGGAGUGUCCACAAUGGGGAGAAAUCGUAGCAGUGGGGCUUGAGAUGUACACAGGGGAUGUCAGGAAACCAUUCUUUAGCUGACAUAGUUAUAUUGUGAAGUGUCUUGGGGUAAAAAGGGUAAUUAACCACAUACCCCUCAUUAACCCUUUGUUAACUUGUCAUUUGAAACAGGCUUGUGUAAAUGCAUGUUUUUAGAGAGAGACCAUAAACCUAGGCUAAAACAAGAACAGUUGAAAAUGUACCUUGCUGAGGUGAUGAUGGAAUAAAGUUGAUCUAUAACUUUCUACUCUA
Messenger RNA from Oncorhynchus mykiss (rainbow trout), 1400 nucleotides. RefSeq lists its product as uncharacterized. Lineage: Eukaryota; Metazoa; Chordata; Actinopteri; Salmoniformes; Salmonidae. Gene Ontology annotation, biological process: regulation of transcription by RNA polymerase II; embryo development. The record is from RefSeq and is a predicted model, not a curated record. Gene Ontology annotation, molecular function: DNA-binding transcription factor activity, RNA polymerase II-specific; RNA polymerase II transcription regulatory region sequence-specific DNA binding. Gene Ontology annotation, cellular component: nucleus.